AUGGAACGGGCCGUCGAUAAGCCAAAAGUGCUCUUCAGCUACAUAAACAGUAGGCUAAAGAACAAGGAGACAGUCGCAGUGUUGAAAGGAGAAAACAAUGAGGAUAUCAUCGAAAAUGACGCUAAGGCAGAAAAUCUAAGCCGGUUUUUCGUAUCGGUUUUCACCGAUGAAACGGACUUUGACGAGGCUGGGACAACCGACGAAAUAAUAGAAAACAUCGACUUCACGGAAGAAGAUGUGAGGAAGGAACUUCUAGCGCUUAAGGAGGGCAAGUCUCCGAGCCCAGACCAAAUUCCGGCAAAAGUGUUGAAGGAGUUGGCUUGCGAACUCGCCAAACCGCUUUGGCACCUCUUUAGGUCGUCGUUUGACCGAGGCAUUCUCCUCUCUGAUUGGAAAGUGGCGAACAUAUACCCCAUUCACAAGGGUGGAUCCAGAACAAGUGCAAACAAUUAUCGGCCGGUGAGCCUGUUAUGA
This is a messenger RNA of Spirometra erinaceieuropaei, 474 nucleotides long. The record is from the annotation of a GenBank genome assembly. Lineage: Eukaryota; Metazoa; Platyhelminthes; Cestoda; Diphyllobothriidea; Diphyllobothriidae.